AUGGCCAAACCUCUGAGCGACCAGGAGAAGCGCAAGCAGAUCAGCAUCCGCGGUAUCGUCGGCGUCGAGAAUGUGGCCGAGCUGAAGAAGGGCUUCAACCGACACCUGCACUUCACCCUUGUCAAGGACCGAAACAUCGCCACGCCGCGGGACUACUACUCCGCCCUGGCGCACACCGUCCGCGACCAUCUGGUGGGUCGCUGGAUCCGGACACAACAGUUCUACUACGAGGCCGACCCCAAGCGAGUUUACUACCUCUCUCUGGAGUUCUACAUGGGCCGCACACUGCAGAACACCAUGAUCAACCUGGGUCUGCAAAACGCCUGCGAUGAAGCCAUCUACCAACUGGGCCUGGACAUGGAGGAGCUUGAGGAGGUGGAGGAGGAUGCAGGCCUGGGCAACGGAGGACUGGGCAGACUUGCAGCCUGUUUCCUGGACUCCAUGGCCACCCUGGGACUGGCAGCCUAUGGUUACGGGAUCCGCUACGAAUACGGAAUCUUCAACCAGAAAAUUCGAGACGGUUGGCAGGUUGAGGAGGCAGACGAUUGGCUGCGUCACGGCAACCCCUGGGAGAAGGCCCGCCCCGAGUACAUGCUGCCCGUUCACUUCUAUGGACGCAUAGAGGAGACAGAGAAUGGCACCAAGUGGGUCGACACACAGGUGGUGCUGGCGCUGCCGUACGACACGCCCAUCCCAGGCUACAUGAACAACACGGUCAACACUAUGCGCUUGUGGUCCGCGCGCGCCCCCAACGACUUCAACCUGAGAGACUUUAAUGUGGGCGAUUACAUCCAGGCCGUCUUGGACCGCAACCUGGCAGAGAACAUUUCCCGGGUGCUAUAUCCCAACGACAAUUUUUUUGAGGGCAAAGAGCUGCGUCUGAAGCAGGAGUACUUUGUGGUGGCCGCCACUCUGCAGGACAUCAUCCGCCGUUUCAAGACCACCAAGAAAGGGACGCCCGGACGCACAUCCUUCGAGAGCUUCCCUGAUAAAGUUGCCAUCCAACUGAAUGACACCCACCCUGCCAUGGCCAUUCCUGAGCUGAUGAGGAUCUUUGUGGACAUCGAGAAGCUGGACUGGGACGAGGCCUGGGAUCUAACCAAGCGCACCUUCGCCUACACCAACCACACGGUCCUGCCCGAGGCACUGGAGCGCUGGCCUGUGGAGCUGAUGGAGACCCUUUUACCACGACACCUGCAGAUUAUCUACCAGAUCAACCAAAUACACCUAGAUAGAAUCGCGUCGCUCUUCCCCAACAACAUGGACAAGCUGAGGAAGAUGUCACUGAUCGAGGAGGAGGGAGGCAAGCGAGUCAACAUGGCGCACCUCUGCAUCGUGGGCUCGCACGCCGUCAACGGAGUCGCUAGGAUACACUCCGACAUCAUCAAGACACAAGUAUUCCGCGACUUCAGCGACCUGGAGCCAGCCAAAUUCCAGAACAAGACUAACGGCAUCACUCCCAGGCGCUGGCUGCUGCUGUGCAACCCCGGACUGGCCGAGCUAAUCGCCGAGGUUAUCGGCGAGGACUACGUCAAGGACCUCAGCCAACUGCAGCGGCUGAAUGACUUUGUGGACGAUGUCGCUUUCAUUCGGGAUGUCUCCAAAGUCAAACAGGACAACAAGGUGAAGUUCGCCCAGUACCUAGAAAAAGAGUACCGGGUGAGGAUCAACGCGGCGUCCAUGUUCGACGUGCACGUAAAGAGGAUCCAUGAGUACAAGCGGCAGCUGCUCAACUGCCUGCACAUCGUCACCAUGUACAACCGCAUUAAAAAGAACCCGUCUGCGCCUUUUGUACCUCGAACAGUGAUCAUCGGGGGAAAGGCCGCCCCAGGGUACCACAUGGCCAAGAUGAUCAUCAAGCUGAUCACCUCAGUGGCAGCCGUGGUCAACAACGACCCAGUGGUGGGAAGCAAGCUGAAGGUCAUCUUCCUUGAGAACUACAGAGUCUCCUUGGCUGAGAAAGUAAUCCCAGCUACAGACCUAUCUGAGCAGAUCUCCACUGCGGGAACCGAGGCGUCGGGGACAGGCAACAUGAAGUUCAUGCUAAACGGAGCGCUCACCAUCGGCACCAUGGACGGCGCUAAUGUGGAGAUGGCAGAGGAGGCUGGUGUGGAAAAUCUGUUCAUCUUUGGCAUGACAGUGGAAGAUGUGGCAAAUAUGGACAAAAAGGGAUACGACGCCAUGGUGUACUACAACAAGAUCCCGGAGCUGAAACAAGUGAUGGACCAGAUCACCAGCGGAUUCUUCAGUCCCAAAAAUCCCAAUUUAUUCAAGGAUUUGACUGAAAUGCUCUUCAAAUAUGACAGGUUUAAAGUAUUCGCUGACUUUGAAGCAUAUGUGAAAUGUCAAGAGAAAGUGAACAAACUCUAUCAGAAUCCGAAGGAGUGGACCCAGAUGGUGGUGAAGAACAUCGCGGCGACGGGCAAGUUCUCCAGCGACCGAACCAUCACAGAGUACGCUACGGAGGUCUGGGGUGUGGAGCCCACAGACCUCAAGAUCCCGCCACCCAGCGAGCCCCGAGAGGCCAUCGAGAAAACUGCCCGAGAGCUCAAGAAAAUGUGA
This is a messenger RNA of Nerophis lumbriciformis (worm pipefish), 2562 nucleotides long. Lineage: Eukaryota; Metazoa; Chordata; Actinopteri; Syngnathiformes; Syngnathidae. The record is from RefSeq and is a predicted model, not a curated record.